Messenger RNA from Protobothrops mucrosquamatus (brown spotted pit viper), 2497 nucleotides. RefSeq names its product cyclin D binding myb like transcription factor 1 (gene DMTF1). Bases 87 to 2378 code for a protein of 763 amino acids. Gene Ontology annotation, cellular component: nucleus. The record is from RefSeq and is a predicted model, not a curated record. Gene Ontology annotation, molecular function: RNA polymerase II cis-regulatory region sequence-specific DNA binding; DNA-binding transcription factor activity, RNA polymerase II-specific. The transcript has 17 exons. Lineage: Eukaryota; Metazoa; Chordata; Lepidosauria; Squamata; Viperidae. Gene Ontology annotation, biological process: regulation of transcription by RNA polymerase II.
CUCGGCGGGCAUUUCCUCCAUCCUGGCAUUUCGGAGCCUCCAUCCUGGUUUCUCAAGUGCCCGGACCCAAAACAGGAAAUUUGAUUAUGACCACAGUUGAAGAAGAAUCUGACACAGUGACAGUAGAAACCGUGAAUUCUGUAACUCUGACACAAGACACACAAGGCAACCUUAUUCUUCACUGCCCUCAGGAUGAGGCAGACGAAAUAGACUCCGAAGGCAGCAUCGGACCUCCCCAUAAAAGGCUUUGCUUAUCGUCAGAAGAUGACCAGAGCGUUGACGGCAACACUCCAUGCAUCUCUGUCGUUGCGGUUCCACUUUCAGAAAGUGAUCCGAGCUUUGAGGUGACCAUGACUGCUACUACAGAAGUAGCUGACCAUGAGGUUAACGAAGGAACGGUGACUCAGAUUCAGAUCCUUCAGAAUGAGCAACUGGAUGAAAUCUCUUCUCUAGCCAAUGAAGAAGUGUCUGCAGUCAGCCAGGCCUGGUUUACAACCAAAGAAGACAAGGAUUGUUUAACAAACAAAGGUCAUAAGUGGAAACAGGGCAUGUGGUCGAAGGAAGAAAUUCAGAUUUUGAUGAGCAACAUUGAGCGUUAUUUGAAGGCCCGUGGAAUCAAAGAUGCCACCGAGAUCAUUUUUGAGAUGUCAAAAGAUGAAAGGAAAGAUUUCUACAGGACCAUUGCGUGGGGUUUGAACCGGCCUCUCUUUGCUGUUUAUAGACGAGUCCUUCGCAUGUACGAUGACCGAAACCACGUUGGCAAGUAUACUCCCGAAGAGAUCGAAAAGCUCAAAGAUUUAAGAAUCAAGCACGGGAAUGACUGGGCAACGAUAGGAGCCGCUCUCGGGCGGAGUGCUUCCUCCGUGAAAGACCGGUGCAGGCUGAUGAAGGACACCUGCAACACAGGGAAAUGGACCGAGAAAGAAGAGAAGAGACUAGCAGAAGUGGUCCACGAAUUAACCAGCACCGAGCCUGGGGACACUGUCACGCAAGGGGUCUCUUGGGCUGCGGUGGCAGAGCGGGUGGGCACCCGGUCGGAGAAGCAGUGUCGCUCCAAAUGGCUCAACUACCUCAACUGGAAGCAGAGUGGAGGCACGGAGUGGACCAAGGAAGACGAAAUCAACCUCAUUCUUAGAAUAGCAGAGCUAGAAGUCUCUGAUGAAAACGACAUCAAUUGGGAUUUGCUGGCGGAAGGCUGGAGCAGCGUGCGCUCACCCCAGUGGCUUCGUAGCAAAUGGUGGACUGUCAAGAGGCAGAUCGCAAACCACAAAGAGGUUUCAUUUCCCGUUCUUAUAAAAGGUCUGAAGCAACUGCACGAAAGCCAGAAAAACGCUCCGGCACACCAACUUCCAGAGGCGAAAUCUUUGCCUGGGCUGCCAAAUUCCCAUUCUGGUUCCGGGGUUCAGCACGUCCAGAUCCGAGUGGCCCGUUUAGAAGAAAGCUCGGUCUGCUCUCCUGCUUCCGUGGCGUCCUUACAGAUCCCACUCCAGAUCACCCACGUCUCUUCUGCCGAUUCCCCUGCUGCUUCUGUUGAUUCUGAAACUAUUACACUAAAUAGUGGAACUUUGCAGACUUUUGAGAUUCUGCCAUCUUUUCAUCUACAACCAACUGGAACUCCAGGCACCUACUUACUCCAGACCAGCUCAUCCCAGGGCCUGCCUUUGACCCUAACCACCAGCCCCACUGUGACCCUGACGGCUGCUGCAGCCCCAGCCUCACCAGACCAGAUCAUAGUCCAUGCCUUGUCGCCCGAGCACCUGCUAAACACAACGGAGAACGUCACCGUGCAGUGUCACACGCCAAGUGUCAUCAUCCGCACCGUGGCAGCCGAAGACAUUUCUCCGCCCGUCAGCCAGGCAGAACUAAGCGUCGAUCCGGGCAUGCAGUCCGGCGAUUUGGCGGACACGCCAACCUCCCUGGAAACAGACUCUUUUCCAGGUGACCUCCACCCCACCAAACUUCCAGGGGAAGAGCCCUCUGCUUUCAGCGGAGUCAACUCCUCCAAAUUUGGCAGCCGAAACAGCCCGGAGCUCAUGGGAAGAGCAGGAGUCGACGUUCUGAAUUCGGAUCUCAAGCCGGAAGAAAGUCGUCCGUCAGAUUUGGCCGGCACGUACGUUUCCGAGGAUCUGGGUUCUCCCACAGCCGAAGAACGAGUGGAACAGUCCGCCAUGGAUGGAGCCGUUCUCAUUGUGCCUUCUCCACGAAGUUUUAUCCAGACAUCCGAUGAUAUAGACGGCGAAUCCGUGCUGCCUCUGACAACCUUAACAGAUCCUAUCUUACAACACCACGGAGAGAAUUCUCACAUUAUCGGCUCUUCUUUGGAUAGCCCUAGUUCUGAAGACUCCAAGGGCAUGGAGAACUUAGUAAGCUGUCACUGAGGAUGUUCCCAGUCUGUAACUCCUCCAUUGGUCAAAGGAGCGUCAGCCUGGCAGGACUCACCCAAAGGAACCUUUUGCUCUCUUCUGAUCUCACACGGUGACAGUCACAGCUGCCCCUC